Molecule: messenger RNA, 498 nt
Organism: Camarhynchus parvulus
Lineage: Eukaryota; Metazoa; Chordata; Aves; Passeriformes; Thraupidae
Gene: NDUFA2
Product: NADH:ubiquinone oxidoreductase subunit A2
Exons: 3
Coding region: 27-353 (108 amino acids)
Source: RefSeq, a predicted model, not a curated record
CCCCCGCUGUUGUCCGGGCAGGGAAGAUGGCGGCGGUCGCUGUGAAGAGCAUCGGGGGCAGGCUGGGCCUGGCGCUGAGGGAGCUCCGCAUCCACCUGUGCCAGCACUCCCAUAGCAGCCAGGGCGUCAGGGAAUUCAUCGAGCAGCACUACGUGACCCUGAAGAAGGCAAAUCCCGACUUCCCCAUCCUGAUCCGCGAGUGCUCCGGUAUCCAGCCCAAGCUCUGGGCUCGGUAUGGUGAGUGCUCGCCGGAAAUACCACGGAAUUAUCAGGGCAUGGUUGGGGUUGGAAGGGAGCUCAGGGACCGUCAGUAUUUAUGGGAGAGUUUGGGAAGGAGAAGAGCAUCCCACUGAGCUACCUGAGUGUGGAUGAAGUAGGCAAGGCCUUGGAGAGUGUCGUGAAAGGCCAUGCAUGACAACAGACAGGAAGUACACACCUGCUGGAGACUCGAGUGAUUAUCUUUAAUGUCAAAGAUGUAUCUUUAAUUUAUCAGUUCAU